UUUAUAGAAUAACAUUAUCAGAACAAUUAUAAUAUCGCAAUUUAUCGUACAAUAAUUCUCAGACAUUCUUUGUCAAACUGACUGCGUUCUUCCGGUCUUAUCAUGCGACAAAAGCAUACUGGUAUUGUCAGACCGACUAUUAUGUAAUACUAAUUGGCGCGCCAAACCCUGCAGAACUUUACAAUCACCGGAAUAUAUUCACCAAACAGUACAUGCAUGUCAAUCUCCAUAAAAAAGCGGUACGAAAGAACUGUCUAUCUUAAUCGCGCACUCGACCGUGGAUUCAUCUGUCGGCAAAACGACCCCCGAAAUAGUCAUUGCCUGCUAUCGUUACGAUACGUUCAACAUCGAGAAAGUAGUGUUCGUUGUUCUGGCGAGUUCUUCGUGAAAAAACAGAGGAUCUGCCGACGGGAAGCGUCGCUAAAACAUACCGGAAAUUUGAAAUUUAAUAUCAAAAGAAGCUUGAAGAAAGAAUAUUGUAGAAGGCGCGGAUAAAACGGUUUUUAAACACAAAGACGACAAUGGAAAUUUAGAAAGUUUAGUUUUACCAUACGGAAAACUGCCAAAUUCGAAAGUAUGCGUGAGUACAAUCGACGGUGAGAUUUUAUGUGCAGAUACAACGUGUACGUUGAAUAUGGGAACGACCCUACUCGCUGUAAUAUUCAUUGUGGUAUUGUGCACAACUGCAAAUAAUAUCAACGAACAAUGCCAAGUUCAUAAUGAAAGGUGGAUUACGUGUAGCUGCAUCGGAAACGAGGAAUUUUUUCUACCAGAAGCAUACAAUUACACGAACACUCUCAGCGUGUCGGUCACAGGAUGCGUUUCAGCAAACCUCCAUUACUCCAGUUUUCCGGAGGCGAGCAAUAUCGAGGAAGUAAUAGUUCAAAAUAUCAGUGGUAGCCUGAGUUUUGACGUCUUCUUUUCGUCAAGCCAUAUGAAAUUGUUGAAGCUCUCGAACAUUGGUCGGAUACCGCUGAUAGCAAGUCACACGUUCACGAACUUGAAAGCUAUUGACACGCUCACGAUCGAGAAUACGCUCAUCGAGACUCUCGGGGAAGAGUUUGCUUACAUCAAUAUCUCGCACUUCAUCAUGAUGAACGUUACGAUCGAACGAGUGUUCUACCUAAACGUCUCCGAAAAGGGCACGAAGUUGCGCAUAGUAAACAGUAAGCUACAUAAUGUCACGGAAACCUUGAAUUUCGCCAAUUUCUUAAACAUCGAGAUCAUUGGCUCCAAGUUCGAAAUGCAGAAACCGGGGCUAAUGUCCAUCCAAGGCGAUGUCGCCAUCGUGAAAAACAACAUUUUCUCGAACGUGAGCAUGAACUUGGUCACCACGACUGCCAUCGUCAUAAACGGCAUUUGCGCGGAUGGCAAGAGCACUUUAAGGCUCAGUUCGAGGAGCAUUGAUAGCACAGAUAACAGACUACCGAAUGAAAUAGCUUAUCCAGGAAACGAUCAGCGUGGAGAACCUCUCACGGAAUUUCUCACAAUUCGAAACAAUACGGUCUGCAAAGCAGGCAACUGCAAAUGUUCGAUAAGUAGCGGACAGGCUUCGUGUCCUGUUCGCGUCAACACAGUAUACAUUUUCUUGUUAACAGAGUUCAUAUUUAUACGCUAUCUUUGAUAUCUUCACUAUGUUGUAAUACUACCAUAUGAGUCUGGCUAGAUAAAACCGGUUCGUGAAAAGUCAAUCUCAAUUUAAUAUUGUGAUCAAAAUGUAAAGUAAUUU
Molecule: messenger RNA, 1729 nt
Organism: Trachymyrmex cornetzi
Lineage: Eukaryota; Metazoa; Arthropoda; Insecta; Hymenoptera; Formicidae
Exons: 3
Coding region: 635-1624 (329 amino acids)
Source: RefSeq, a predicted model, not a curated record